Molecule: messenger RNA, 1901 nt
Organism: Ipomoea nil (Japanese morning glory)
Lineage: Eukaryota; Viridiplantae; Streptophyta; Magnoliopsida; Solanales; Convolvulaceae
Product: glucan endo-1,3-beta-glucosidase 14-like
Exons: 4
Coding region: 103-1245 (380 amino acids)
Biological process (GO): carbohydrate metabolic process
Cellular component (GO): plasma membrane
Molecular function (GO): hydrolase activity, hydrolyzing O-glycosyl compounds
Source: RefSeq, a predicted model, not a curated record
CACCACAACUGCAGAUACAAGAUGUGCCUAUAUAUAUAUAUAUAUAUAUAUAUAUACCCAUUAUUAAAGAAUCGCUGUGGCUGAGAGUUCGCUAAGCUGUCAAUGGCAAUGGCCACCCUCUCCGGGGCUCUACUUCUGCUCUCCAUUCUAACAGAUUUAUUCACUGAUAGCCAAAGCAUUGGAGUUGGGAUAAACUAUGGCCAAAUUGCCAACAAUCUGCCUUCACAUUCACGAGUUGCGAUGCUCCUAAGAUCUCUCAACAUUAGGAGAGUGAAACUAUACGAUGCAGACCCGAAUGUGCUAAGCGCAUUUUCGAAUUCCGAGGUUGAGUUUGUGAUUGGUCUCGGGAACGAGUACCUGGAGAAGAUGAGUGAUCCAAUGCAGGCUCAGGCUUGGGUUCAACAGCACGUUCAACCGUACUAUGGGCUAACGAAGAUCAGUUGCAUCACUGUGGGGAAUGAGGUCUUAACUGGGAAUGAUUCCCAGUUGAAGUCUUACCUUCUUCCUGCAAUGCAGUCUGUUCACUCGGCGCUUGUGAAUUUGGGGCUAAGCGGUGACAUUACUGUCACGACAGCCCAUGCUUACUCGAUCGUGGCUAAUUCGUUCCCACCUUCCUCGGGGUUGUUUAGGCAGGAUCUUGGAGAGUAUAUCCAUGCUAUUCUUAACUUUCAUGCUCAAACCAAGACACCAUUCCUCAUAAAUGCUUAUCCCUUUUUCGCCUACAAAGAUAACCCGGGGCAGGUAUCCUUGGAGUAUGUUCUUUUCCAGCCUAAUCCCGGGACUACUGAUCCCAUCACCAACUUGAAAUACGACAACAUGUUUUAUGCACAAAUCGAUGCUGUCUACUCUGCAAUCAAGGCAAUGGGGCACACGGAUAUAGAAGUGAAGGUUUCUGAGACGGGUUGGCCUUCGAAAGGGGACUCGAACGAGGUGGGGGCGACAGUGGAGAAUGCUGCACAGUAUAAUGGUAAUUUGCUGCAACGUAUUGCACAGGGCGAAGGUACUCCAGCAAAGCCCUCGGUGCCAGUUGACGUGUUCGUUUUUGCUCUUUUCAACGAGAAUUUAAAGCCGGGUCCAACUUCUGAGAGGAACUACGGGCUAUACUAUCCUAAUGGGAACCCGGUUUAUAACGUUGGAUUACAAGGUUACAUUCCACAAAUGGAUUAUUCUGCUUCAAGUGGUAGUGUAUUGUCUAGUCCCGCUUUUCUUCUCGUUUUUAUACUAUACUUGAUACAUGUCUGGUAGCCUGAAAACACAACAAAUUGUAGAGAAGAACUAUUGAUUGCAGCUCCUAAUUCUUUUUUAUGCUAGAAAUUGAUGGAUUAAAGUUAGUAUAUGAUUUCUCCUUUUACAACUUGCUUCAAUUCAAGAUUCAAGAAGCCAUCCAUCCCUAUCAAUCAAACUGCAAAACCCUUUGCCUCGUUCAUACCUUUGAAAUCUCGGUUGGACUGUAGAAAAAAAACACCAGUUUUGCCUACUUUUGCCUGCCUUUUUUCGUCAGCCGUUGAAAGUGGAGGCGAUUAUGUUGAAUGAGAACAUUUUAGUUUAGUCAUAAAUGUGUUGCUUAAGCUAACAAGCCAACCAGCCAGCUGCCUUGAUGACAUAAAAUUGUUGGAGCCCAUAAUGUUUUGUUGGGCAUAAAGAGGAUAAGAUUGAGAGGCAGAGGAAUCAGAUUACAACUGGUUUUGGGUGGCCCAUGAAAACACACCAUUUUUUGUAUUAUUAUUCAUGUUCACAUUAUAUUUGUAAUUAGGCUCAUCUGGAGAUUCAAGAGUUAAUGAGAAUUGUUGUUUUGAAUAUAGAAUUAAUGUUGCAUGUAAACACAGGCUGUUGUUCUUGCCUUGUUUGGCAGGCCGGCUGGCUCUGAGUAUGAUUGGAAUCUUUAAAAAUUGUUGCUUUCA